Alternaria arborescens is the source of this 165-nucleotide messenger RNA. RefSeq lists its product as hypothetical. The record is from RefSeq and is a predicted model, not a curated record. NCBI's taxonomy places the organism in Eukaryota, Fungi, Ascomycota, Dothideomycetes, Pleosporales, Pleosporaceae. The transcript has a single exon. The coding region runs from base 1 to 165 and encodes 54 amino acids.
AUGAGCGAGUCAGCCACGUACCGCGUGUUCAUGGCCAAGUGGUCGAAGGUUGUGGGUAAGAAAUUAGUUGGCGACGAAGGUAUCAAGCACAUGUCUGGAAAAGAAUAUUGGGAGAUGAUGUCUGGAGAUGAUGAUAUCAAGGAGCAUACUAUGCAGUGCUGGUAG